AUGUAUUUGCCUACAUUUUAUAAACUUGGAUAUGAGGCUUGGACUGCAAAAAGCAAAAGAUUCUUAGGAAUAUUACCUGCAGUAGGAUGUUGGGGUAAACAAAAUAAAUGAUCUUUUUUAGCUGUUUGGGCUCUAUAUCCUAAUUUGUAUAAUACACUCUACACUGAUUUUAUCCCUCCUCCUAAAGGUUUUAAUAUUUAUUAUCUUAGGUGUCUAAAGAAGAGUAUAAGAAUGA
Molecule: messenger RNA, 235 nt
Organism: Paramecium pentaurelia
Lineage: Eukaryota; Ciliophora; Oligohymenophorea; Peniculida; Parameciidae
Source: the annotation of a GenBank genome assembly